This is a messenger RNA of Microthlaspi erraticum, 1299 nucleotides long. NCBI's taxonomy places the organism in Eukaryota, Viridiplantae, Streptophyta, Magnoliopsida, Brassicales, Brassicaceae. The record is from the annotation of a GenBank genome assembly.
AUGAUUAGAGCAGAAGUUUCAGAUCCCAUCCCGAUUGAUCUCGUUAACGAGAUACUCUCGAGAUUGCCUGCAAAGUCAGUCCGGAGGUUUCGUUGCGUGUCGAAGCAAUGGGGUUCCAUGCUUCGCCGUCCAUAUUUCACAGAGUUGUUCUUGACCAGGUCACGGUCUCGUCCACGUCUACUAUUUCUCCUUGAAGGAGACGAUCAGUGGAACAUCUACUCGUCGCCUCAGACUCAGAAUACAUAUGAGAAGUCUUCUCUUGUAGUAGCUGCCGAUUUUAAUAAAACGAUCCGUGGAAAGACGUAUGAAGACCUUUGUGGCUAUGCCUCUGGUUUGAUCUAUUUCCCUGAAGGAACGUAUGGUGAUGCGGUAUUUAACCCUAACACAGGAGAGUAUGCGAUCUUACCUGAAGUGGAGAAAUACAGAAAGUCGACAAGCUUUUUAGGGUUUGAUCCGUUUGGAAAGCAAUUCAAGGUACUGGCCGAAGGUUUUCCAUUUUGUGUUCAUAGGGAUCAUCAUAAAACUCUGACGUUAGGAACUGGAAAACUUAGGUGGAGGAGUAAGAAAGGUUGUCCCCGGUACAACAAUUGUUGUAGUGAAGGGAUAUGCAUCAAUGGGGUUUUGUAUUACUUAGCUUCAACCGAGACAUUGGGUGAUAUAUUUCUUGGAGGGUCUGAUGACCAAACGUCCUAUGUGAAGAUAGUUUGCUUUGAUGUAAGGUCUGAGAAAUUCAAAUUCAUCGACACAAAAGGCUUGUGUGGUCGAUAUACUACUGGGUUGGUAAAUUAUAAAGGUAAAUUAGGUGGGAUUAGUUGGAAGUAUGCUAAGGCUGGUUUUGGAAGGCGUACCCUUGAGUUGCGCAUGUGGGUUCUAGAGGAUGUCGAGAAACAAGAAUGGUCAAAUCAUGACUACAGUUUGUCGGAUGGAAAAAUUGUCGAUGAUGAAGUUUUCGUUGCUGGAGUGUUCGUUGCUGGAGUGACUUCUACAGGUGAGAUUGUCUUGUCGAUGAGAGAACCACAACCACGUAAGCCGUUUUAUGUUUUCUACUUCAAUCCGGAAAGAAACACUCUCCAAAGUGUUGAAAUCCAAGGUUUUGGUGAGCAUCUUGGUAAAGUUAAAAAAGUCUUUGUAGACCAUGUAGAGGAUCUUACGUUGAAUAUUAUGAAAACAAGCCUGCCGGAACGGAAGCGUGAAGCCACUAGUACGUCAACAUCAUCUGAAUCUCACCUGCAACAAGAUGGUCAAGAACAGAAGCGUAAACCCAAGAGGAUAUCAACAUGUUCUAAAGCUCACCUGUAA